This is a messenger RNA of Lodderomyces margitis, 1731 nucleotides long. RefSeq lists its product as uncharacterized. The record is from RefSeq and is a predicted model, not a curated record. Gene Ontology annotation, biological process: DNA replication initiation. NCBI's taxonomy places the organism in Eukaryota, Fungi, Ascomycota, Pichiomycetes, Serinales, Debaryomycetaceae. The transcript has a single exon. Gene Ontology annotation, cellular component: nucleolus. Gene Ontology annotation, molecular function: chromatin binding. The coding region runs from base 1 to 1731 and encodes 576 amino acids.
AUGGGUAAGAGAAAGGUCAAGACACAAGAUCUCGAGAGGAGAAAGAAAAUAAAGCAAUCCCAAGAUGCUCAGCUAUCAACUGGUUUGUUCAAGGGUGAUAUUGACGGAGUGGAGGAAGUAGAAUAUACCAAUGGACAUGAUUGGGAGAAUGAAGAACAGGACUAUGAAUUGAGGCCGAGAAAAAUGAAGGAAAAACAUCUUAUUGAAGCGUCGUUACCUAUCAAGAGAGAAGAUGGAAGAGUGGAGAGGGUCUUGAGAGAAGCCGAGAAGAAGGAGGAGGAGAAUGAGGAAGACGAGGAUGAGGAGGAAGCAGAAGAAAAGGUGGUAGAGCAGAAGCAACAGGAGCAAGAAACACAAGAGGAAGAAGAUGAAGACGCACACCUUUCGCCAAGGGAGAAAUUGAUUAAAACAAAAGAAGAGAUUGCCGAACUUGGUUCAAAAUUGAUUGAAAAUCCCGAAGAAAAUAUCGCCUGUUUAACACGAUUGCGUAAAAUGAGCGAAUCGAAAAACUUUAUGACUUCACAAUUGGCUAUAAUGGCACUUUUACCCAUUUUCAAAUCAUUGGCUCCGUCAUAUAGAAUAAGAGCAUUGACUGAUGCCGAAAAGAGAGAAAAAGUGAGUCGAGACGUGGCCAAAUUACGUCUGUACGAACAGACAUUGGUUGUCAACUACAAAGCCUAUCUUGAUUUGCUUGCCACGUACUCAAAAAUAUCUUAUUCCAAUUCAGCAAACAAUGAUAAAAUCACUACGGACCAAUUGAAACGAGGUAAUCUAGCUUUGAAAGCAGCCACUGAGCUAUGCACGUCUUCUUUACGACAUUUCAAUUACCGCAAGGAACUAUUCACGAUAUUGAUUAAGAGACUCAAUAGGAAACCGGCAUAUGAGCAAGACUUACCCGUGUUUAUCAAAUCGGUACGGGCAUUAGAAACGUUGCUCAAAGACGAUGAAGAACAUGGCGACAUCACGGUGGAUAUAAUCACCGUCUUGACCAAAACCAUCAGAGACAAGAAAUAUCGUGUUGAUGAAUCAGUUGUCAAUAUUCUCUUAUCCGCAUCAUUGUUGGCUGACUACACGCCCAACGACGGAGACGACGAUAAACCAAAGAAGGUGAAAUUGAAAAAGAAGGAUCGCGUCCAUUUGUCAAAGAAGGAAAGAAAGAAUAGAAAGGAACGCAAGGAGAUUGAAGAGGAAAUGCGCCAAGCUCAACAAGCAAUCACGGUUGAACAACGUGAAAAGUUUCAAGCACAGGUAUUGAAAAUGAUUCUCAUGUGCUAUUUACAAAUUUUGAAGGCGAGUCAAGAUGAGGAUGAUGAUGACGAUGAAGGCACACAAGAACGCCAAAAUGCAUCUCCAUUAAUCGGCAGUGCUUUGAGAGGACUAUGCAAAUUUGCCCACUUGAUCAAUGUCGAUCUCGUCCCCGAUGUGUUCCUCACCAUUCGAGGCAUCAUGGUGGACAUAAUUGAAGAUUUCAACACCAAAAUGCUCGGCGACUGUAUCCACGCGCUAUUGAACACGGGAAACCGCAGAAAACAAACGGUCCUGGAACCGAGGGCUAUACUGCAGUUGUUACAGUCGAUGAAGUUGCACACCCCCGAAAUCGCUACCGAAAGAUUGAUUUACGAGUUUAUUGGUCGGUAUGGUGAUAAACGAGAUGAUGAAGCGUGGGAAGAUGUCUUGAUAGAUAGACAUUAUAGUCCCAUGGUUAAAGAAUUGAAGAAAAAGAGGAUAUAA